GGGCAGGCCGGGCCGGGCCGGGCCGUUGGGGGCCGGCGGCGAUGAGCCGGCCGGACGCCGCGCUGGAGGGGCUGAUGAAGGAGCUGGGCGAGGGGAUGGCGGAGCUGCGCGCCCGGCGCGACGAGCUGACGCGGCUGAUCCAGGGCGAGGAGGAGGAGCGGAGCCGGCUGCAGGGCGAGAUCUGGGUGCUCACCGAGAAGCUGGCCCGCACCAACGAGAGCCUCGCCCGCAAGGUGGCCACGCGGAACGACUUCGACAGGACCAUCGCCGAGACCGAGGCGGCCUACGGCAAGCCCGUGAAAGCUGCAGGACUCCGUUCCCCCUACCACCACCUUCUUCCAUGGACAAGCUGGCAAGGUUACACCGACUGCCCUUACUGUGUGUUACCAAUGAGUUCUACCAGUGUCUCCUCCUGUGGGGAUUCUGGAGAGUUCUCAGACCUUGCUAAGUGUCCUGAAGGGAGAAAUGGGGAAUAGUAGUAAAGCGACUGAGCCAAAAAGCACUUCAAAAGAAAAACAAGCAGAUGGACAAAAGCAUUCCUAAACUUGCUCUUCAGCCUGGAAAGAUCUGCUGGUCUGGGACAGCUGCUGUUCUGGUACAAGGAUGACACAUUUAAUAAAAGUUUUUGUCUUGCAGAA
Messenger RNA from Rhea pennata, 638 nucleotides. Its product is annotated as microtubule nucleation factor SSNA1-like. Bases 42 to 476 code for a protein of 144 amino acids. NCBI's taxonomy places the organism in Eukaryota, Metazoa, Chordata, Aves, Rheiformes, Rheidae. The transcript is spliced from 4 exons. Gene Ontology annotation, cellular component: centrosome; ciliary basal body. The record is from RefSeq and is a predicted model, not a curated record.